This is a messenger RNA of Haplochromis burtoni (Burton's mouthbrooder), 681 nucleotides long. Its product is annotated as tripartite motif-containing protein 16-like protein. The annotation marks the transcript as partial. Gene Ontology annotation, molecular function: protein binding. The transcript has a single exon. The record is from RefSeq and is a predicted model, not a curated record. NCBI's taxonomy places the organism in Eukaryota, Metazoa, Chordata, Actinopteri, Cichliformes, Cichlidae.
CCUCUGAGCUACUUUGAGGAUGUGACAACAGCUGUGUCAGAGACCAGAGACAGAGUACAGGACAUUGUCAGACACAAAUGGACAAACAUCUCACUGAGAGUGACUGAAGUGGAUGUUUUACUGUCACCAACACAAACAGAGCCAAAGACCAGAGCUGGAUUCUUAAGAUCUUCACGUGAAUUAACACUGGAUCCAAAAACAGUGCACCGAAAUGUGGUAUUAUGGGAAGGUAAUAGAAAAGCAAAAUCAACUGAACAACAACAGUCUUAUUCUGGUCAUCCAGACAGAUUCACUAAAUGGUAUCAGGUCCUGAGUAGAGAAGGUCUGACUGGGCGUUGUUACUGGGAGGUAGAUUGGAGAGGGGGAGACAUUGAUAUAGCAGUCUCAUACAAGGAUGUCACCAGAUUAAGGACAUCAUUUGGAUAUAAUAAUCAAUCUUGGGCACUACGCUGUGACAUAGAUGGUUAUGAAUUUUGGCACAAUAAAGUUCGAACUCUUGUCUUUGGUCAUGUUUCUUUCAGAGUAGGAGUGUACCUGGAUCACAGAGCAGGUAUUCUGUCUUUCUACAGCGUCUCUGAAACCAUGACUCUCCUCCACAGAGUCCAGACCACAUUCACUCAGCCGCUCUAUGCUGGACUUUUACUUUUUGAAGGAACCACUGCAGAAUUUAUUAAAAUGUAA